AUGUCAUCAGAUAUCCUGACACAACUGCAAACAUGCUAUGAUCAGCUAUUGAUACAGUUCUUUUCCACCAUCAGCUACCAUCAUCGCCGACAUCCGUUGAUUGCUCCAGAUGAGAUUCCUGGUGAUGCCUACAGCAUCCCUCCCAAAGAUGCAAAGCUUGCGGAUGGACAUUCUGGCAGACACAAGUACGUAACUUACAAAUUGGGUCCCGAGGAUUCCGAUCCCGACAAUAUGGAUCUUCAGCCCAAAUCUCCCAAUGAGUUCGAUCAAGCACAACAGGACCUGGCCGAAGACUUGGUCAGGAAAGGUCAACAAAUCGAAUAUCUCAUCCGGCGGCUGCCUGGAAUUGGUACAGGAGAACAGGAGCAGAACGAGGAGAUUCAGCGCUUGGCCGAAGAGGUGAGAAAUGUGGAGAGGCAGCGGAGAGAGAAGCGGAAAGAAAUGCGCGAAUGCUUGAAGCAACUGGAUAAUGUGGUGAUGGGCAUGUCCAGAAGCGUCAAUGUACCACCAGAUGGCCGAUCAGACGAUGCUUCUUAA
Messenger RNA from Cyphellophora europaea CBS 101466, 537 nucleotides. RefSeq lists its product as uncharacterized. Gene Ontology annotation, cellular component: mediator complex. NCBI's taxonomy places the organism in Eukaryota, Fungi, Ascomycota, Eurotiomycetes, Chaetothyriales, Cyphellophoraceae. Gene Ontology annotation, molecular function: transcription coregulator activity. Bases 1 to 537 code for a protein of 178 amino acids. The transcript has a single exon. Gene Ontology annotation, biological process: regulation of transcription by RNA polymerase II. The record is from RefSeq and is a predicted model, not a curated record.